Molecule: messenger RNA, 4271 nt
Organism: Daphnia magna
Lineage: Eukaryota; Metazoa; Arthropoda; Branchiopoda; Diplostraca; Daphniidae
Exons: 6
Coding region: 188-3817 (1209 amino acids)
Source: RefSeq, a predicted model, not a curated record
CAGAAAGAAGCGUCUGUGUGUGUGAGGUGGAAGGCGUGAGAUUUGCUACAUCGAGUUUUCCUCUUUAGAAAAAGAAACGAAAAAACCGGGAACUGGAUGAAAACGGUGAUUAAUGAAGUUGUUGUUCGCGUGGUGGGUGAAAAAAAGUUAAUAGACUCAGCGUUUCUCUUAUAAACUCGAUACAAAAAUGGAAACGAAUCAAGUUGAAGAGGAUACUAACAACACCGAUGUCGGUGAACAUGUACAGGAGACAGAUGAAACGAUGCAAAUGGAAGAGGGACAAGUACACACGACAACCGUAUUAGAUGAACAGAGUCUACAACAACUAAUGGAUAGUGGAACUGUCAGUGAAGACAGCAUUAUUGCUAUAGUUCAAAAUGAACAUGGAGAACCUCAAACGGUGGUACUGAGUCGGCAAGAUGCUGAAGCAUUAGGGAUUCAAUUGGAUCCUGUUGACCAGCCAGUAGAAGAUGAGCAGGCACAAGCCAUUGCAGCAGAAGCAGAGAUGGAAGGAAUGGCUGAACAAAUGGAUCAGGAAUCUGAAAUGCAGCCUUCUGAAGAUAUGACAGAAUUCAACUCUGAAAAUCCAGAGCAGUCAGAAUUCAUCUCUGAAAAUCCAGAACAGUCAGAAUUCAUCUCUGAAAAUCCAGAACAGUCAGAAUUCAACUCUGAACAUCCAGAGCAGUCAGAGUUCAACUCUGAACAUCCAGAGCAGUCAGAGUUCAACUCUGAACAACAAGAGCAAUCAGAAUUUAACUCUGAACAUCCAGAGCAGUCAGAGUUCAACUCUGAACAUCCAGAGCAAUCAGAAUUCAACCCUGAACAUCCAGAGCAAUCAGAAUUCAACCCUGAACAUCCAGAGCAAUCAGAAUUCAACUCUGAACAUCCAGAGCAAUCAGAAUUCAACUCUGAACAUCCAGAGCAAUCAGAGUUUCAACAAGAAUUGCAAGCUGGAAUUCAGUCAGACCUUCAGUCCCAACUUCAUGCAGAAUUUCAAUCAGAACUUCAGUCAGAGCUACAAAGUGAACUACAAGAUGAGCUUCAGGAGGACUUGCAACAUGACCUUCCUGGGUCCACUAGAGAAUCAGAAAUCCCACCAAAAAUGUCACCAGAAAUUCCAUCAGAGCUUCAACCCACAAGUCAAGAAUCUUGUCCAAAUAAGGAAGGCGGAACGGAACCACAGAUAAUUGAGGUUCCUGAAGCCAUAAUAGUACCUGACGUUCUCUCUGCGGAAAUACAAAAACAGGAGGCGGACGAAAAUGAGAAGAAAGUGAAAGAAGAUGAGGAAAUGCAAACCACAACUGUCUCGCUGGAUGCUGUUUCUCAACGGCUCGGUGAAGAUGGUGGCGAAGGUGAUAGUUCGGCUAAUGAUGUUCUAUCCAAUAUCAUUCAUUCGUUAUUCAAUCCGAAUGAGCCAAAUCAAUCGAACGUUUCGAUUGUGCCAAGAAUGGUGGGCGGUAAACGCAAAUUAUGCCUUAGACUGCCUGCCAGUACGGCCAGCGCACUCCUGGCACAGACAGGUAGCCCGCUGGCUCAUUCGUUUACCGAGGGUGGUAUCCCCAAGAAAAUAAAGAUUGUCAUCCCGCCACAUUCGUUCUCUAGCAGCACCGGCAGCUUUGUCUCUAGCCUUACCAAUUCGGCAUCGAUGAUGCAGCAAGAGACCAGGGUGGUGAAAACGCCUGUGGUGCAGCAGUCAGCCAUCAACAAUUCUGGCGGGAAAACCACAGGACCAGCACGGCUAGAUCCAGAUACGUUACCCAACAGCAGUUCGUUUUCUUUAAUGUCAUCUCCUGUCAAAAGCUCGUCAAAGCCCUUCCUGGCCUCCCUGUUCAGUUCGACAUCCACUACAACUCCGAGCGCCUCAUUGACAGUGACACCAGUCGCGAAUCCGCCAAAGAAACCCCUAGGCACCACAGAGAAUCCCAUUCAACUGGUGCAGGAAGGCAAUAGUUUCCGCAGUUUGCAGCCAUUGACUCCCGAUCAAUUGAAGCACAUCGCUUCAGUGUUGAAGCAAAACCGGCAGGCAAUCCUGUCGGGAACGGGAGAAGGUAAAAGUGGAAACAGUUCCUUUGCCAGUAGUGCGGAAGGAGACGGUGGCAAGCGACGGGUCGUCUACGAUGCAAAAUCCAAUACGCGGAUCGUCUACCGAGUCGUCACUCCGAGCGAGUUGAAGAAAACUCCUUCAGUGACGGGUGCCACCAUUACAACGCAUAGCCCAGUCACUCCGGUUUCCCUGAAAUCAACAAGUUCCACCACUCCAACGUCUACCACGCCUCCAGUUGUCAGAGGACGAGGUAGAGGCAGAGGACGACCACCUGGACGUGCAACAGCCUUUGCUCAAAAACGUAAAGUGGUCAGCACAGAGGAGUCUGAUUCAGAUGACCUGCAAGAAGAGGAUCCCAUUAGUACCAACAUUGACAUGUCCAAAGAGGAACGAGAAGGCAAAAAGAAACUAUUGCCUCGAACCCGAUCCGGUCGAGUUUCCAAACCACCCCGUCAUAUGGUCAAGGACUACAAGAGACUCCAUCAUUUAGACUUUGCCCAGCCGGAUCUGGAUGACUCUGACGGUGGCUAUUCGGAUUAUCGAAUCGACCAUUCUUCGCCCAACGUGAAUGUGGGGAAUGAGGAUAGCAAUGCCGAAUCAUCCGAAGAUUCCAAAGGUCCCAUCAAGUCCGUUAUACCGACCUCGCCGUUUCACUGCACAAUUUGCAAACGAGAAUAUACUACCCCGCAUAGGUUAUCGAGGCAUUUUGAACAGUUCCCCGACCACAGUAGUAGUGUGGUGACCCGGCGCAAUUCUACAGUUCCAGUGCCAGCCAUUGAAAAGAAAAACGGGCAGCAUGACAAAGAAGACAUGGAAGCGGAAGAGGAAUCUGAUUCCACCGAAACGGAAAAAGUUGUCAAACGGGCGGUCAGGACAACGACGACAGCAAGCACAAUCAGAGGCAGUGGGCGAGGUGGUUGGAGGGGAGGACGUGGUCGAGGCAGAGGUAGAGGUCGAGGGCGAGGAGUUGGCCGGCCUCCUUUAGUACACUCGCCAGCUCUUCUUUCCGAAAAGAGAAAAAUUCGCCUUGCUGAGGCUUUGGAAUUGUGCACAGACGAAGAAGUGGUGGAUGUUGCUGGUCCCCGCCUAUCAGCUGCAAUGUCCAGUUGGGAAUAUUUGCUUUUGAGGGUGCAACAGGAAGAUGAGGGCAACAGCAGCGCGCCUCUCAUUCCACGCAUCCUUAACGAAGUGACGUCCCUUUUUGACCGUGUGUCAACCAUGACUACUCGGCACCUGCAUCCACAUAGUAACGGUGAUGCUGACGAAGAAGAACACGAGCCUUAUCAGCUGACAAAUCCAGAGACGGCCCGGCUGCUUGGCCUACAAUGCGGCACUUAUUUUAUCAGCAAAGACGAACGCAAAUUAUUAGAGGAAGAUGCCGUUGAUUCGGCUCAAUUAUGCCAGGCAACUUCAUCAUCGGUUGGAGUUUCAAUCCCUCCUGCCAUCAGCGUAACUACGGAAACCUCCUCACCGGAGCCGCAACUCCCAGUUCCGGUUGUCGUCCAUGAAACGGAUGAUGUUUCCCAGCAACAAGACGAUGCUCAGAUGAAAGCGGAUUCGGCAGCCGCUGCUGCAUCCAAAUUGUGGGAAGAGCUGGAAGAAGCGGAUCACUUGCCUCCAACUGCUGGGAGUGAAUCCGGAAUUGGUGGAGGACCGGACGGUGACCAUGUUGAUGACGAUGUGGUUGACAGUGAAUUAAUGCAAGUGGACGAGAUUGUCAAUCAAGUGGUCGAAGGCCAAACAGGUGGCUCUCAAGCACCUUCUCCCCUCUGAAUGUCCAAUACCAAUGACGAUACAACUAUCCCUAAAUCCCAUACCGACAGUGAAAGUCAGUAAUAAAAGGACGUCGAAAAAGUUAAAACACAGAAGAGAAGACAACAAAAAAGUGCUCUCGCCAUAUUUUUCCCUCGUCGUUUUGGUGUCUAUACGUAGCCAAAAGACGGAACAACCUGGCAAGUUCAGUUACGUUUUGUUCAAUUUAUAAUUAGGUUUCCUUUCUAUUCAUUUUUUUUUUUUUUCAGUCUUUAAUUUCUUCUUUUCCGCCUUUCAGAUUCUUUUCUCUUUUUUCUCAGUACAGUUCCAACUACUUGCUGUUUACAUCAUGGUCUUGUUUGUUUUUCCCUAUUUCCCCAAUAUUCAAAACAUACACGCAUCCUACGUGGCAUUUGACAGUGAGCUGAAUUCCCUUUACCCAAGUCCCAUGAAUACAAACAAAGUCGCAACGGUU